This is a messenger RNA of Hansenula anomala, 1362 nucleotides long. RefSeq names its product Msn1p (gene MSN1). Gene Ontology annotation, molecular function: RNA polymerase II cis-regulatory region sequence-specific DNA binding; DNA-binding transcription factor activity, RNA polymerase II-specific. The record is from RefSeq and is a predicted model, not a curated record. The coding region runs from base 1 to 1362 and encodes 453 amino acids. NCBI's taxonomy places the organism in Eukaryota, Fungi, Ascomycota, Saccharomycetes, Phaffomycetales, Wickerhamomycetaceae. Gene Ontology annotation, biological process: positive regulation of ribosomal protein gene transcription by RNA polymerase II. The transcript has a single exon.
AUGUCUUCAGAUGAAUUUAAACAGUUGAAAGAUCAAGUGAAAUUACUUGAAAGCCAUUUAAAAGUAUUUCAAAAUCAUCUUUACAUACUACAAAAUGAUUUCCAAUACAACCAAAAGAAUUACCAACUGGAGAUUGCAAAACAACAAAAUCAAAUCACAAACCUGGCUUCAUUAGUGUUGGACAUUGUUAAAGAUAAUCGUCAUGUUGAAGAAGCUAGAGAGAACCAAGUACUUCAAAAGAUCACAAAUAUUUUAAAUAUUGAUGUAACUAAUGAAUUUGCAAGCCUUACAGGUGCUGGUGGCACUUCUGGCACAAAUCCUUUGAAUAGUGAUAGUCUGUCUUCAAUUGCUGGCCUGACUUUAAAUCCAUCAUCAGGUUCAAAUCAAAGUUCAAAUGGUUCAACAUCAAAUCCAAAUUCAUUUUUGAACCCUCAUAACAGAGUGAAUAGUAACGAUCAAAACUUGUUGACACCUUCAUCUAAUCAAUUGUCCAUUCAGCAACAGAUUCAACAAAGUCAACAACAACAGCAUCAUCAACAACAACAGCAGCACCUUAUACCUCAACAUCAAAGACAAAUUCAACCACAACAACAACAGCAACAGCAACAACAACAACAACAGCAGCAACAACAAAACCAUCCUCUCCAACAGCAAUCAUUAGCUGCCUUGCAACAAUCUUUUCAACAGCAGCAACAACAACAACGUCAGAUGCACCAACAACAACAGCAGCAGCUUCAACAACAACACCAUCAGCAACAACAGCAGCACCACCAGCACCAUCAACAGCAACAGAAACGCAAGGCUAACAAACAAAGAGAAUCAGAACCAGAAACGACAGAUGCUGCUGCGUUGUUGGAUGAUGAUGACCCUUUAGAUGGUUAUACUCAAGAAACUCAACAACAACGAAAACCAAUUCAACAACUACGACCAUCAUUAUCAAACCAGGCCCAGAUCUCUUCAGCUCGUCAUAUUCCAAUUGCGAUAAAUCCAAACUCUGAACCACCCAUUACUGAAUCUCCAAAAAGACGUAAAGUUUAUGAAAAAGAUUAUGCUUUCAUUAAAGCACCAUCUUCAGUUGAAGAAAUUUGGAAUGAGUAUUCUGUUGGGUUAAACAAUCAACCUUCUAUAAGACAAUUGGAGGAAGAAUAUAAAACUGGUUGGCGUCGUGAUCCUGCAACGUCUAAAAAAUUCAAUAGAAGAAAGGCAAUCUAUAGGGCUAUUGAGAAAGGUUUAGAAAAAGGUUAUUCAUUACAGAAUUGUAUUCAAUUGUUGGAAGAUUAUAGAUAUAUUGAUCGUGAAAAGAAUUUAAAACAACCAAUUGGUUGGUUAUGUCAUGGUAAUUUGCCAGAGGAAUUGAAAUGA